CUGGCCAGCAGGCGGCGGUAAGCCUUCACUCGACCUGCGCUAAAGGAAUCAUUAAGCGUUUAAAUGGUCUUUGUUUUGGGAGGAUUGCCAGCCCCCAGUCUUCCUAUUUGAAAACUAAAGAACAAAAUGUAUGACAGGUACCAGUCCAGCCAGCAGCACCCCGAGGCGCAGCAUGUGAUGUCUUAUCACAACAUGGGCCACUACGCAGAAGGGCCCAGAGAUGACCUCGUAAUGGCCGAGCUGUCUGUCCACCGGGAACCGCCCGUCUACCAGGAACCUUUUUACCAGAACUAUAACCCCCCGACCCAAAAUCACUACCAGGACCUGAGCUACCAGCCGCACGCCAGGGAGCAGCAGCAGCAGCAGCAGCAUGAGCAGCAGCAGCAUCCUGCACACCUGCACCACCCUCAGCACCAACAUACAAUACAGCAGCUGGAGCCGAGUGUUCAGCACCAACCUCAGCCGGCUGCCCCCUCCCAAGCUGCGACGCCGGUGAAGAAGAAGAGGGGCCGACCGCCGAAGCAGCCGGCCGAGGACGGCAAGACGCAGGAGGGGGAGAAUGAGGUCGAGGCCGCGAAGAAAGCCAAGAGGGCUCUCAACCGCUUCAACGGCAUGUCGGUGGCUGAGGUUAUGGCCAAAACCCUCCCCGACGUCAUCACCUACAAUCUCGACAUUCUUAUAAUUGGAAUUAACCCAGGACUAUUGUCAGCCUUCAAAGGACGCCAUUAUCCGAACCCAGGAAACCAUUUCUGGAAAUGUCUGUUUCUCUCCGGUCUAACCGACGAGCAGCUCAACUUCAUGCACGACCAAAGUCUGCCGGAGAAAUAUAGCAUCGGCUUCACCAACAUGGUGGAGAGGACCACGCCCGGCAGCAAGGACCUCUCCAGCAAGGAGAUUCGAGAAGGAGGUCGACAGUUACUUGACAAGCUGCAGAAGUACAAACCGUUAAUAGCAGCUUUUAAUGGAAAAGGCAUUUACGAAAUCUUCUGCAAAGAAACCUUCGGGGUGAAGGCAAAGAAUCUCGACUUUGGCCUGCAGCCGUACAAAAUCCCAGAAACUGAAACGGUCUGCUACUUGAUGCCGUCCUCCAGCCCUCGCUGCGCCCAGUUCCCCCGCGCGCAGGACAAGGUUCACUUCUACAUCAAGCUGAAGGAGCUGCGGGACCAGAUGAAAGGCCUGAUGCCCAAGGUCGAGGUGGAGGAGACGCAGUACUCGUUCGACCUGCACUUAGCAAAAGAGGACGCUAAGAGGAUGGCAAUCAAAGAGGAGCAGGUGGAUCCAGAGUACGAAAGCUGUGCCGAGGUGCGUGGGGACGCGAGGCAAAGCAGCAACUCCACCAACUGAGAGAGGCCGAGGGGAGGGGAGCGAAAGGGCCGGUCUGCAGUAGCACACAGAACUGCGCGGCUCAUCUUCUCGGUUUGCUCUGCGGCGUCUCGCAGAAAUGGACUUUCAGCGGACGACGCGGGAGCGCUGCACCCGGAGAGGUUCGCUGAGCAGACACCGGAUAUCAGCUGUGCAAGUAGCAUGACGCAUCAACGAGGGCGAGAAGCCUUCUGAUGACACCGCAACUAAAGAGAGGUCCUUCCUCCUGAGGCCUCGCGCUGAGACGCACAAGAGAGGAAGUGCCCGGCGCGGUUACAUUUUCUAACUCUCAAACAGACUGCAUGUUUUUGGUGUCAUUUUUUAUCACUAUUUAUUGCAUUUUGUAUGGUACACGUGUCCAGUGACUUAUUUUUGUAUUUUGAAAGAACGACAUUUUAUGAUUUAUCAGCUGUAAAAAUAGGUAAUUGUACACGGGAGUUUCUAAUCAAUAAUUACAGAGUUAUUAAAUCUCUUCUAAAGCUGG
Molecule: messenger RNA, 1846 nt
Organism: Gasterosteus aculeatus aculeatus (three-spined stickleback)
Lineage: Eukaryota; Metazoa; Chordata; Actinopteri; Perciformes; Gasterosteidae
Product: G/T mismatch-specific thymine DNA glycosylase
Biological process (GO): base-excision repair, AP site formation
Cellular component (GO): nucleus
Molecular function (GO): uracil DNA N-glycosylase activity; pyrimidine-specific mismatch base pair DNA N-glycosylase activity
Source: RefSeq, a predicted model, not a curated record